This is a messenger RNA of Cavia porcellus (domestic guinea pig), 2518 nucleotides long. It is a transcript of the gene Ctxn3, whose product is annotated as cortexin 3. Bases 1042 to 1308 code for a protein of 88 amino acids. NCBI's taxonomy places the organism in Eukaryota, Metazoa, Chordata, Mammalia, Rodentia, Caviidae. The record is from RefSeq and is a predicted model, not a curated record. The transcript is spliced from 3 exons.
AGAAUGACUUUCUCUUAACAGAAGUCCAUCCUUUUUGUUUAUCAGGGGGUCUCAGGUGGCUGACAUGGGCUGGGAACCCAACAAGGCCACCAUUAUCCUCAUCGACCAAAGGGACAGCAGACUUGGAAACUUCAAGCCCAGAAUAUUUAAAAAUGGGUGGUAAAAGCAUGAUUUGGUUCUUUUUAAACUGUGCUUUCUUCCUUGGCCCCUAUAAAUGCUACAUUUCUAAAAGAUCACUUUAGUUUUCUUUAAGAAAAGGAGUUUUCACAUCCCAAAGGCUGUUUCCAUCCAUUAAUUAAGCUGACCUGAAGGUCACAGGCCAUAAUCAAUGUGGGAGGAUGGGAGCUGCAGGUGCUAAUUGAUGUCCCCAAAGAGCAAUGCUGUCAACAAUCAAUAAAGAAGACAGAGCACUGGUAGAUUUAUGGCUUUGAUUUUGAAAAGGUAUGGGAAUGCCCAGUGAUGUUUUCCCUUGUACUCCUUUUGAAUGUUAAUGCUUUCUUGAAGAUGAUUUCAGACUCACUGCUAGGAUACUGCCUCUACUCACUGAAGCAGAAUCCUCUGAAGAGUUGCCGAGGCAGAACUGAAAUCAUGGCUCGCUCAAAGAAGCAGCUGUAUUGGCCGCUAAUGAUGCCUCACACAGAAAGACGGUGCCCCUUUAACUCGGGCUUUUAAUGGGAAGUUUCUAAGCCUGAAACAACAGCUUUAGAUCCGGGGUGUGCCAUCAGCUGCUCACAGCCACCACUAUCUCCUGCUUUAAUACAGCUUGGUCGGGAAGAAUGGAAACUAAAGAGGCUUCUAACUACCUGUAACUGUUCCACCAGGAAAUGGAUCAAGUGUUUGUUCAGCCAGACUCAGUAUUAAAAUUAGACAUUAUUUCCUGAGCACAACGUGAAUGGACCUGGCAAACAGAAGACACAGAUGCACUGCGUGAUGGGAAAAGCCAGUCAGGACUAAAAUACUGCUAUUACUUGAGCUCUCCGGGGUGCAGUCACCAUGAUCUCAGCAGACUGAUGAUGGAAGAAAAGGAAACCCGGAUGUCCUAUGCUCUGCCCUCCCUGGACAAUGGAUGGAGGACAGCCCAUCCCCUCACCCCUCGUGCCCCUCGGGAACGCGUCCUCAGAUUCUAGCAUGUCUCUGGAGCAGAAAACGACCUUUGUUUUUGUGGUUUUGUUGUUUAUUUUCUUGGGCAUCCUUAUUGUCAGGUGCUUCCGGAUUCUUCUGGACCCGUAUCGGAGCAUGCCGACCUCGACCUGGGCUGAUGGGCUAGAAGGCCUGGAGAAAGGGCAGUUUGAUCAUGCCCUCGCUUAGCAGGACUCAGGGCUCUCUUCCUGAGGAGGGGAAGUGGCUUGUGCCUGGGAAGGGUUCCCUUUAGUGACUAUUCUCAACAAAUCAGAGUUUAACAAAACUGGUCCUAGGACCACAAGCUGUUAUUCCAUAAACACAGAGCUGAAUUCAAGAAGUUUUAUUUGAGAACACUGGAAAUGAAAGUUUACAUUACUGACCCUAAAAAUAGGAAAGUUUAAACACUGUGUUUAGUCAAUGAACGAAUACUGUUGAGCGUGUUACCGAAAUCAAGAGCAGCAGUACUGACACAGACUUUGCUAUGAGACCGAGCAUUACCUGGCCGGAGCAGACAAUUCAAGGCUAGAAAAGAUCUGUCCUGAAUGUGGUGAGCAGACCAAGAAGAACCUGCCUCGCUCCAAUCAUGCGGCUCUGUUUGCUUUAUCUCCGAGGCGCUGGGGCCCUGGGCAGAGUAAAGAAGGCUGUCCUGGGAGGACUCAAAGUGGACUUACUUUCUCCUAACACAGGGAGCACUGAGAGGCUUAACUAAGAUGGUUUUGUCCUCAGUAAAUACGAGUGAGACUAAUAUCAUUUUAGUUUUCAAACAAAACUGAAUUAGAAAGUUACAGAAUUUUCCAAAACUAGGCCUCGUGUAUUCUCUGUGUUCAUAGUAAUAGCAUAUGUAGAGGUAGCUACACGUAAUUUGAAUUUAUUUACAUUAAUGAUUAACAUAGGUUACAAAUACAGCUUUGGGUUGUCUUUCUUUUUUAAGUAAAAAACCAACUAUGUAGAGAAGACGUUUGCGGUUGUAAGAGGAAUGUGCACUCUGAUUCCAAUAGCCACCAAAUAAAACUUUUCAAGAAACAGCAACGUCUCUUCUCAUCCCACCAAGAUGAAUGUGCUGGGAUGGUGCGUCAUUUUGAAUGCUGAGGAUCAACAUUUUUCUGAGAGAGGUGGAAAAAAGCAAAGAGCAUAAAAGGUCACCUAAUUCAUCCUUCUUCCAUUUCAGAAGGGCUCCCGAAAAUUGUCCUGAAGAGAUUAAAAUCUAUUCUAAGAACUAAGUGCAUCAGUAAGGAAACUGUGAACACCUCAUUCUAAUGUGCAUGGGAAGGAAAAAUCUUGUAUCUGAGUCAGAUCCCUUUAUCAGUAUUUAUAGUCUCUGUCUUCUAAUUUUCUCCAUAGUUAACUAUCAUUUUUUUAUUUAAAAAAUCUUUAGUAAAUUUUUUUUAUUUUUAUA